Messenger RNA from Salvelinus namaycush (lake trout), 2750 nucleotides. RefSeq names its product antifreeze protein Maxi-like. Lineage: Eukaryota; Metazoa; Chordata; Actinopteri; Salmoniformes; Salmonidae. The transcript is spliced from 2 exons. The record is from RefSeq and is a predicted model, not a curated record. Bases 1425 to 2174 code for a protein of 249 amino acids.
GGAGGAGGAGGUGAGAGCUGUCAAAGAGGAGGAGGAGGAGGAGGAGGAGGUGAGAGCUGUCAAAGACGAGGAGGAGAACAGGGACGUGUCUGCUACAGAUCUAGACGAAGAGGAGGAAGAUGUAGAUAGUAUCACUGACCCAGGAGAGAGCUCCAACACAGGUUCAGACAGUGAGCCCAGUUCCACAGCAUCAGGAAACCAUAAACAACACAGACGGAGGAACUCAAGACAGAAACAUCACCACUGCAUGGACUGCUUCACUAGUUUCUAUGAGCCAGAGGAGUUGAGGAGGCACACUUGUAGGCCCCACCCCUGUUCAGAUUGCAGAGGCACUUUUAUUUGUCCAACUCACCUCAUACCACACAAAAAGACCCUCAAGAGAAAGAAAACGUACCCGUGUGGUCAAUGUGGGAAGAGAUUUCAGACGCCAAGCAGCUUGAAGACGCACCAGCUUACUCACACAGGAAAGAAGUCGUACCACUGCUCCCAGUGUAGGAAGACUUUCAGUUGUUCGUUCAAUUUGAAGAGGCAUCAGAGAAUACAUACAGGAGAGAAGCCUUUCCACUGCUUCCAAUGUGGGAAGAGCUUCCGUAUGGAAGGACAGCUAAACGAACACAAGAGAAUACACACAGGAGAGAAGCCGUACCACUGCUUUCAGUGUGGGAAGAGCUUUGGUCGGGCAGGGGCUCUAAAGGCACACCAGCUAAUUCACACAGGAGAGAAGCCAUACCACUGCUCUCAGUGUGGGAAGCGCUUCAGUCAGGCAGGACACCUGAAGACACACCAUCGAACUCACUCGGGGGAGAAGCCGUACCAGUGCUCUGUUUGUGGGAUGAGUUUUCCUCUUUUACAGACCUUAAACAGACACCAGCUUACUCACACAAGAAAGAUGCCUUAUCACUGCUCCCAGUGUGAGAAGAGCUUCAGUCAAACAGGAAGCCUGAGGGCACACCAGUUAACUCACACAGUAGAGAAGCCUUACCACUGCCUUCAAUGUGGAAAGAGUUUCAGUCAUUCAUCAAAUGUGACGGCCCACCAGUUAACUCACACAGGAGAGAAGAAUUACCACUGCCCUCAAUGUGGGAAGAGCUUCAGUCUGGCAAGAUACCUGAAAAAACAUUGCCGAACUCACACAGGAGAGAAGCCUUACCACUGCCUUCAAUGUGGAAAGAGUUUCCGUCAGUCAUCACAUCUGAGGGCACACCAGUUAACUCACACAGGAGAGAAGCCCUGUACCACUUCUCUCAGUGUGGGAAGAUCUUCAGGCAGACAGCAUAGAGACACCAGCUAAACGUGGCCACGUUUUUAGAUCUACAGGCUCCCGAUCAGAUCCCGGCCCAUUUUUUUCCAAAUCGGAGUAAAUCCGGAGUAAAACCUAGCCCGGCAGCCCCGUAAAGUGUUAAUACGUACCUGAUUCCCGGUUGAUGGCUCUCACUUUUUCCACUCUACAGGCUGCGGGGGCUGCCGCGGUAGGUUUCUCCACUCUACAGGCUGCGGGGGCUGCCGCGGUAGGUUUCUCCACUCUACAGGCUGCGGGGGCUGACGCAGUAGGUUUCUCCACUCUACAGGCUGCGGGGGCUGACGCAGUAGGUUUCUCCACUCUACAGGCUGCGGGGGCUGCCGCGGUAGGUUUCUCCACUCUACAGGCUGCGGGGGCUGCCGCGGUAGGUUUCUCCACUCUACAGGCUGCGGGGGCUGCCGCAGUAGGUUUCUCCACUCUACAGGCUGCGGGGGCUGCCGCAGUAGGUUUCUCCACUCUACAGGCUGCGGGGGCUGCCGCAGUAGGUUUCUCCACUCUACAGGCUGCGGGGGCUGCCGCGGUAGGUUUCUCCACUUUACAGGCUGUGGGGGCUGCCGCGGUAGGUUUCUCCACUUUACAGGCUGUGGGGGCUGCCGCGGUAGGUUUCUCCACUUUACAGGCUGUGGGGGCUGCCGCGGUAGGUUUCUCCACUUUACAGGCUGCGGGGGCUGCCGCGGUAGGUUUCUCCACUCUACAGGCUGCGGGGGCUGCCGCGGUAGAUUUCUCCACUCUACAGGCUGCGGGGGCUGCCGCGGUAGGUUUCUCCACUCUACAGGCUGCGGGGGCUGCCGCGGUAGGUUUCUCCACUCUACAGGCUGCGGGGGCUGCUGCGGUAGGUUUCUCCACUCUACAGGCUCUUACGACGUCACAAUAAUUCAACAUGUUGAAUGUAUUGGGCCUCAAAUCAGCCGCCAUCGCAGAGUGAGCAGUGCUCAGAGCACUUACGAGUUAUGUCCCACCGUCAGCCCAAAAAAAGGAAACAAGGCAGGAUGUACUCUGUUCCUAUUCUAACUCGGUAGCUAGCUCAAGCUAUGUUACCCACAUCUCAUGCUCUUCAAGGACUUUGUAACUGUGUUAUCUAGUGGGAAGCCGUUAUGUUGUGUUCUAACUGGUCUCCAGUAGUUGGGCUCUCGCAUGCCGACCAUAACUGUGCUUUGGCUAGGCUAAUAGCUAACGUUAUUUGGCUAAAUAGCUAACGUUAUUUGGCUAAAUAGCUAACGUUAUUUGGCUAAAUAGCUAACGUUAGCUGGCUGACUCGCUUACUGGCUAGGAUAACUGCAUAUAGCUAACAUUUUCUGAUAAUUGGUUAGGUGGAAGGGCUGUGCGGUAUACCGUAUUUUACAAUAUACCGAUAUUGAUGCACGGACCGGUUUGGGUUUUUACUUUACCUUCUAUAUCGGCCGUCAUUGUAAAUAAGAAUUUGUUGUGAACGGACUUGCCUAGUUAAAUA